AUGUCUUCUUACGUAUAUCUCGGACGUUCGAUGAACAUGUUCUCCGCGAAUGAUCUGAAAGCAGAACUAAACAGAGAGCGAAGUGCAGCUUGGACCGCCUUUGGGCUGCUAAAGGAAGCCACAGAUAACGGACUCCGAGCUUCGAGUCCACCUGUUCUAGCCAACCUCUCUUCUCUUCUCCCUGCGUUCUGUGCAGCAGAGAAGUGGCCUGACACUGUGGUUACGUCGAAGGCACUCCGAACUAUCCAAAUAGCGCUCCAACGAUGUCUUCUGAAGUACAACCGAUGCACUCAAUAUCUCGUCGGUGUCUCGUCUUCGCGAUUCAGCAAAAUACGUUCAAGUUACAUAAUAAGAAGGACAGACGACAGAUGGACGAAGAACUCUGGAGUAGAUCCCUCGCGAAGCAAAACGUCCUCGAGGGACCACUCAGAUGGGCUGACUUGUUCGUUGCACGGAUGGACCGCUAAAUUCUCAGCUGGUAACGAGUAA
Molecule: messenger RNA, 489 nt
Organism: Strongylus vulgaris
Lineage: Eukaryota; Metazoa; Nematoda; Chromadorea; Rhabditida; Strongylidae
Source: the annotation of a GenBank genome assembly